This is a messenger RNA of Tachysurus fulvidraco (yellow catfish), 4376 nucleotides long. RefSeq names its product protein tyrosine kinase 7a (gene ptk7a). Gene Ontology annotation, molecular function: ATP binding; axon guidance receptor activity; protein kinase activity. The record is from RefSeq and is a predicted model, not a curated record. Gene Ontology annotation, biological process: homophilic cell-cell adhesion; synapse organization; protein phosphorylation. Bases 385 to 3555 code for a protein of 1056 amino acids. The transcript is spliced from 20 exons. Gene Ontology annotation, cellular component: axon; plasma membrane; neuronal cell body. Lineage: Eukaryota; Metazoa; Chordata; Actinopteri; Siluriformes; Bagridae.
GCUUUUCGCUGGGACUCGAGCGUGGGAGAGAUAACGACUAACCAGAUGUAACGAGACUCGAUCACAAAGCGUGUUAUUGUUUUUUUUUUUCGUGACUUGACGUUUUUACGGAAAAAAACUAAAUAAGUCUGGUGCCUGGACUUCCUGCUAAACCAGACGCAGCUGGAGGGAGGAGCAGAAGUGGUAAAAUAUCCAGAGCUUCUUCUAGGAAAGAAAGUUGUGCGUAAUGAAAGCAGCAUGGAGCGCUUUCCACAUCCCCCCAGCGGAUCUGUAGUUCUCCUCUAAACCAGGUCGCUGUUGUUCACCUAUAAAAUAAAACGUGGGGAAGAGCUUUUAUCCGACCUGUUGGUAGUUGUUGUGUCCUGUUUGUGUUCAAGCUGAAACAUGAGUCUGGGAAGCCGGACACGGACCGCUGCUGUGUUCACAGUCUACACGCUUCUUCACCAAGCAAUUUGCGUCCAUGCCGCUUCCUUCCAUUUCACGAAGGAGCCCAAAUCCCAGGAUGCAUUGCACGGACGCAGCGCCAUGUUGCGUUGUGAAGUAAAUGAUCCUGGCAGCAUCACGUACAGCUGGCUUCACAACGGUCAGCCCGUCUCUGACACGGAGCGUCGCUUUCAGGAAGGAGGCAACCUGAAGUUCACCGCCAUCGACCGAACCCUGGACUUCGGCAACUUCCAGUGCAUGGCCACCAAAAACACUACAGGAGAAGAGGAGCGCACAAGCGAGGCCAAUUUCAACAUUAAAUGGUUGGAAAGUGGUGGAGUGAUACUUCAGAGUCCAGCCUCAGAGGCAGACAUCGAGAGCUCCUCAUCGGUCACGUUACGCUGUAACAUUGACGGACACCCGCGGCCGACAAAUCGCUGGUACAGAGAUGGUGUACAUUUAGCAGAGAAGAGCCAGAAGAUCAACAACAAAGAGCGAACGCUGACUCUCCCCAGCGCCAGUCCUGAUGAUAACGGUGUCUACUACUGCUGUGCCAAAAAUGCUGUUGGCCAAGUGUGCAGCAGCUCCAACUUCACCCUUAACAUCAUUGAUAAGAGUUACCCACAACCCGUGGUGAAGCCCGAGGAUCUGGUGGUGCUGAAAAAUGAGGAGGCGCAUUUUCACUGCCGGUUCACGGCUGAGCCGCAGCCCACUGUAGAGUGGUUCCAUGGGGAUGAGAUGAUCUCCAACAAGAGUCGUGUGUUUCUGCUCAACAACGGCUCGCUCUUCAUCAGCCAGGUGAAGCAGCGCAACACCGGCCGCUAUAGUUGUGUGGCUCAGGGUCUCCGCGGCCAACGUGUCUCACUCGAGGCUUAUCUGAGAAUAGCAGAAAUCGAUGACAUGCAGGCUCGACAGUCUCGUGUCUUCACGGAUAACUCUCUGGAGCGUGUUACCUGCCAGCCGCCUCGCGGUCACCCCGAGCCUGAGGUGUGGUGGGAGCAGGCGGGUCAGCAUUUGCCCACUGAAGGCCGUGUCUUCCAGGAUGGUCUGGAUCUGGUUUUUAGCCCGACUCGUGCAGAGGACUCGGGUACCUAUACCUGUUUCGCCCAGAACAAAGCAGGACAGAAGAAACAGGAACUGACCGUCAUUGUGGCCACUCCACCUGAAUGGGUGCAGAAGCCAGAUGCAGAGAGCCAGCUGGAAGAGGGGCAUGCUGGGUAUUUACACUGUUACACCCGUGCCAUCCCUGAUCCUGAGGUCACAUGGUAUCGCUACAUGCAGCCAAUCAGUGCUGAGGAUACGCGGUUUAAGCAAUUCUCUAAUGGAACCCUGCGGAUCAACAGUGUAGAGGUGUAUGAUGGCCAUAUGUUCAACUGUGAGAGUAAAAACGAAGCAGGCAAACUCAACGCCUACGCCAAAGUCACUAUACUCGAGCGGCUAAAGUUCACUCCGACCCCACGGUCCUUACAGUGCCAGGAGCUGGAUAAGGAGGGCAGCUUGCAGUGUUCUGCCAAGGGCCGUCUGCCCCCCACCAUUCACUGGAUGAAAACUGACGGCAGUGAGAUCCCAGCACGGGUGGAACAGAAUGGAGGAACUUUGCACUUCACCACAGUGACGCGGGCAGAUGCAGGAAACUACACCUGUGUGGCCUCCAACAGCCUGCAAGGAGAGAUCCGUGCUGUUGUUCAGCUCACUGUGGCAGUGUACGUGACAUUUAAGCUGAAGCCAGAGAACACUACUGUGUAUCAGGGUCACACUGCCGUGCUGCACUGCCAAGCUACAGGAGAUCCUUCACCCAUCAUCCAGUGGAAAAAGAAAGACCAGUUCCUUGAGUCUAACAAAAGCAGGUUCCAGACAAUGCCCAAUGGCUCUCUGGUUAUUCAUGACGUCAGCACAGAAGACACGGGCAGCUACACGUGCAUUGCAGGGAACAGUUGCAAUAUCGCACACACAUCCGCUGAGCUCUACGUCGUGGAGAAGCCAGUGCAGCACAGUCUGGCAGAAGAUGAGAAGGCUCCCUACAAGAUGAUUCAGACCGUCGGGCUGUCUGUAGGCGCUGCUGUCGCUUACAUUAUCGUCGUGCUCGGCCUCAUGUUCUACUGUAAGCAAAGACGCAAAGCCAAGAGACUGCAGAAUUGCCAGGACAAAGAGGAGCCUGAGAUGGAGUGCCUCAACGGGGGUGCAACACAGCAGAACGGCCAAACCACAGCUGAGAUUCAGGAGGACGUGCCACUGAACACCAUGUCUGCAACUGGUAACAACAAACGGAACAGCACUCAUGACAAGCUGAUGUUUCCCCGCACAAGCCUGCAAGCCAUCACCACUCUGGGUAAAGGAGAGUUUGGCGAGGUGUUCCUGGCCAAGGUGAAGAGCGGUGCAGAUGAGGAAGAAACGGCCGUCCUGGUGAAGAGCCUGCAGACCAGAGAUGAGCAAGUGCAGUCAGAUUUUCGACGGGAAUGCGAAAUGUUCGCCAAACUCAGCCACCCGAACAUCACACGUCUGCUGGGCAUGUGCAGAGAAGCAGAGCCGUAUUACAUGAUCCUGGAAUACGCUGAUAUGGGUGACCUGAAGCAAUAUCUAAAAAUCUCCAAAAGUAAAGAUGAGAAAGUGAAAGUGCACCCACUGAGCACCAAGCAGAAGGUGUCGGUGUGUCUGCAGGUUGCUAGGGGGAUGGAGCAUCUCUCUAAUCAGCGCUUUGUCCUCAGGGACCUGGCUGCACGCAACUGCCUCAUUAGUGCCAAGAGGCAGGUCAAAGUGUCUGCACUGGGCCUCAGCAAAGACGUCUACAACAGUGAGUAUUACCAUUACCGUCAGGCCUGGAUCCCCCUGCGCUGGCUUCCAUCCGAGUCUGUGUUUGAGGACGACUUCUCCACCAAAACAGACGUGUGGUCCUUUGGUGUGCUCAUGUGGGAGGUUUUCAGCUUCGGAGAGCUUCCCUAUGCCGAUCUUGCCGACGAGAAGGUCCUGGAAGGUCUUCAGGAAGGGAAACUGAAGUUGUCCCUUCCUCACGGCUGCCCAUCUCGCAUAUACAAGCUGAUGCUACGCUGCUGGGCCUCCAGUCCUAAAGACAGAGUGUCCUUCAGCGACGUCGUCACGGCCCUCAGUGACCUUCCAUCUGAAAGCAAAGUGUGAGCGAGGGAUCGGCUGCUAGGACUUUCAAAUCAAUAGUCUUUAGCCAUUAAGAGGCUUCAGUCUUCUCCAUCUCAAAGAAAAAAACGGACUGCUUCUCAACAACGGCUGGAUCUUAUGUGUUUUUUAUGUCUUUUUUUUUCUACCUAGCGAUACAGCCAGUGUGUGAAGAUUGUGAGGAAGUUACUUUAUAUGCUAGAAUGAACAAACAGAAACAUAAGCAUGAAAGAAAAACCUGUUCUGAGCUACAUUAAUGGAAAUAACUAUCAUUUCACGUCUGCCUGCCGAGCAGGAAGAGAGCCUGUACCCUCACACCAAGUGCAUUUGUUAUAUAGACUUUUAAUGUCAUGCACUGAUCAGUUUUACUUUUUUGUAUUAUAGAAGGAUUGCUGGAGGAACCUCGUAAUUUAUUUGAAAGGUUCUGUUCGUUUGUUUUUUUAAUAUUUGUACUGUACAGAAAGGUACUGUUUAUAUUCAUCGUGUUAUUUGUUAGUUUGUUUUUCUUUUCUUUUUUUAAAUCCAGAAUAAAGCUGGAUUUAAAGUGUUUUUAAAGGUUCUAUACCUGAUUAGUGGUCAAUGAUGUGAUCAAAUUUCAGCUCAAGUGCCUGUAAGAUGAAGGAUAGCCUCAGUACACACAGAAUGCUGUAUCUUCUAUGGUUUAUUUUGUGUUUUUAUACAUUAGGUUUGUUUACCAGUUACUGGUACAGAUAUACACUUGUUGAUUUUGAUAAAUAUUCUGGAAAAACGACAAAAAAAAAUCUCUGUGAGCCGCAGAAACUAGCAUAUAAUUUGCUAAUAUAAUAAAGGUUCACCUUAUACAAAGA